Messenger RNA from Arachis ipaensis, 1040 nucleotides. It is a transcript of the gene NPQ6, whose product is annotated as YCF20-like protein (DUF565). NCBI's taxonomy places the organism in Eukaryota, Viridiplantae, Streptophyta, Magnoliopsida, Fabales, Fabaceae. The record is from RefSeq and is a predicted model, not a curated record.
GGUCCAAAAGGUAUAUAGCCCAUGGCAUGUGCACAGAAACGUAAACAAAAAUUCGCUUGAGCCCAAAAAUGGAAGGAAAAAAAAAACAUGGAGAUGCUGAGUUUGGUGUUGGGGGUCUCUAGUUUCCAGAGUCCACAGAAUAGCAGAAAGCUUAUUCUUUUUCCUCCAUUUAGGCUGGCUAUCUUUCUGGUUCAAACUUACUGAUUUCUGAUAAAGAGAACAAUGGCUCUGUCAAUGAACCUGAUCCAUAUUGGUCUCAACUUUCACCCGAGUACUAAACCCAAAGUUGGGGUCUCUGGAAGGUUUACGUCCAGAUCUUCAGCAGGGCUUCGUGUUCGAGCCGUCCAAGAUAAUGGCGGAUCACGGAGACUAGUUGACAUCAUUCGACUCGUGCCUGAACUCUCGAGGAAUUACUUCAAGAGCCCUUCUCGCAGGACUCUAUUCGGUGGAAUCUCCUUGCUGGGUGGAUUCUAUGUUGCACAGACAAUCUCCCUAUCAUUUGGAGCUCUAGGAGUCAAUGAUGUCAUUGCAGCAGUGCUUUGUGUUCUUCUUACAGAGUAUGUGACUAAAUUCUAUUACAGCAGGCCUAAAGUUACUUUCCCUAUUGCUCUUCUGAACAAUUUCAAAAUGGGUUUCACUUACGGUCUCUUCAUUGAUGCCUUCAAGCUUGCCAGUUAAUCUUUAUUAAUAUCUUAGUGCAACUUCUCCUCUUCAAAAUUUGUUCCAUUAUUUAUCAAGAAAAAUAUAGUUAAGCCCCCUAAAUUACAGUCCAUGUAAAAUUUACACCUUAAACUUUCAAAUAUGUAAUUUGAUACCAAGUUGUAAAUAAUGCACAAAUAGUGGAUCCAAUAUUGCUGUCAGCAUUAGAAUUAGUUAGGUUAUGUAUUGUCAUCAAACCUCUCACAAAUUAUGGUGAAAGAACAACAGAAUGUUUUGGUUUUGUGGAAACGUUUCUUGUCCAGUUAAUAUCAUCUUCAUCAAUGUUAGGUGAGGUGAUGGUAUUAAAACCUCACUUUUCGAAGUGGAAUGUUGCAACUCAA